Molecule: messenger RNA, 976 nt
Organism: Carassius carassius (crucian carp)
Lineage: Eukaryota; Metazoa; Chordata; Actinopteri; Cypriniformes; Cyprinidae
Product: protein TMEPAI-like
Exons: 4
Coding region: 275-973 (232 amino acids)
Biological process (GO): negative regulation of transforming growth factor beta receptor signaling pathway
Cellular component (GO): Golgi membrane; early endosome membrane
Molecular function (GO): R-SMAD binding
Source: RefSeq, a predicted model, not a curated record
CCCCCCGCGCUAGCCCCGCCCCCUCUGGUCCCCAGCCAACUUGGACUUGAAUGAGGUGCGCGCAGAGCAGACGGCUGGACUAUUAAAACAAACCGUCUGGGAACAACCCCGGGAAUAACACCGGGAAUACUGGAGGACAGAAGCCAGACAUCGGGAAGGGGGUGGGGGGUCGGAGGCUAAAGGAAAGCCGCUCCACAGCUGCCUGGAAGAAAGAAGAGGAAAAGCCUGCGUCAAUGUUCGUCCGUUUUCCGCGUCGAUCCGUGAGAUUCCCCCAAUGUUCAGCUUCAUGGGUCUGAUGAACGGAACCACCGACACCCACACCAAUGUCUCCUGUACGUGUAACUGCAAGAGAUCCUGCACUUCAUUCCAGAGUAUGGCGAUCACCCAGCUGGAGUUUAUUCAGAUCCUGGUGAUCGUGGUGGUGAUGAUGAUGAUGGUGCUGGUGGUCACGUGUCUGCUGAACCACUACAGACUGUCUGCGCAGUCUCUCAUCUCCCGCCACGGACGAGUGCGCAGACGACACCUGCCCCUGCCGUCGGAGAGCAGUCUGUGGUGCUCUGAUACACACACCUCGUCUAGUGCCAUGAGUGAGGUUUACGCUCCUCGACCGCCGGACCCCCAGUGUGAGCGUCUGUCACGCUUCCAGCCCACGUUCCCGUACCUCCCUCACGCCAUCAUCGACCUCCCGCCCACCAUCUCUCUGUCGGACGGAGAGGAGCCUCCUCCGUAUCAGGGCCCCUGUUCCCUUCAGCUGCGAGACCCCGAGCAGCAGCUGGAGCUCAACCGAGAGUCUGUCCGAGCGCCGCCCAACCGCACCGUGUUCGACAGUCCGCUCAUCCCCGCCGAGGGCGCUCCGCCGGCGUACAGCGAGGUCAUAGGUCACUGUUACCACCCCUCAUCACCGCUGGUGCAGGGUCUGAUGGACAGCAGAAACACACGCAACAGAGACAAACCCAAAGCACAGCACGUCUGAAAC